AAACCCAAACAAAACCCACGGUGACACAGGACAAGUCACAGGCACACAGCAAGACCGGAGACUGUAGAAACAGAGACGACGGGGAAAUGAAAUUUACGGACUCACCAGUGGUAGAGCUGUCGGUUCGCGGCGUGGACCUCUCCCUCCAGCAAGACAAUGGCUCCAUGCACGUCGGCACCUCCGUCUGGCCCUGCUCCCUCGUCCUCGCAAAAUUCGUCGACCGCUGGGCCCCACCCGCUCCGGACACGACCCCACACGGUCCCUACUCUCACCUCCUCGACUUCCGCGCUCGCCGCGCCGUUGAGCUCGGCGCUGGAUGCGGAGCUGCGGGGAUGGCUUUUCACCUUCUCGGCCUAACAGACAUCGUCCUCACGGAUAUUGCUCCGGUCAUGCCCGCCUUGAAGCACAACCUGAAGCGCAACAAGCGUGCCCUAGGAAAGGCACUAAAGACGUCAAUCUUGUACUGGAACAAUCGCGAACAGAUCAGGGCGUUGAAUCCGCCGUUUGAUCUGGUAAUCGCCGCCGAUGUGGUAUACAUCGAAGAAUCCGUAGGACAGCUGGUGGGGGCCAUGGAAGCGCUCGUGGCGGAUGAUGGUGCUGUGCUUUUGGGUUACCAGGUGAGAUCGCCAGAGGCCGAUAAGCUGUUUUGGGAAUUAUGCGAUAGCGUUUUCGUUAUCGAGAAGGUUCCUCAUGAGGACUUGCACCCCGAUUACGCCUAUGAAGAGACGAAUGUGUAUAUACUGAGGAAGAAGAAGUAGGUGUUGAUGUAGGAGAGUAAUGAAGUGGGACAUGGCUUGACUGCUGUCGAGGACGAUGAACAAGUCUAACUGGCUACCUUUAUUUGUCUUGGCAAGGCAGACGCUGGCACAGGUACUGAAUUGCAAGUGCAAGCGUUCUCUCAGUUUGUCUUACAUAGUUUUCAACUGACAAGAGUCUGACGUGGGUUGUAGAUACUGAAAUUUGAGCAGGUUAGGUUUUGAACCUCAUGGCCGCCGCGCUGGUUAAAAAGUGCAUUUUCUGUAUGAUUAGUGGACUCUUUCUGUAAGUUAUGGGAGAAUGGGAAGACAAAGUUGGAAUUCACACAAUGUACUGAUACUGAAAUCAAGUCAAUUAAUUUAAUUUACUGGGUA
Messenger RNA from Carica papaya (papaya), 1130 nucleotides. Its product is annotated as S-adenosyl-L-methionine-dependent methyltransferases superfamily protein. NCBI's taxonomy places the organism in Eukaryota, Viridiplantae, Streptophyta, Magnoliopsida, Brassicales, Caricaceae. The record is from RefSeq and is a predicted model, not a curated record.